CUGCAAAGUCGGCAGUUUGCCAUACUAUCGAAAUGAGUUCCAAAUAUAUCGAAUUGCUGAAGGUUCUGUAUUCAAAGAACCUAAACUUCAAAGUGAAGAUGGGACUGGAGAAUAUGAUCGUCUUCAACCAGAAAUUGGGCAAUCCCGCUGGACAGAUUACCACAAUCCAUGUUACGGGAACCAAUGGCAAGGGAUCAGUUGUCCACAAGAUCGCGAAGGCGUUGCAAGCAUCCGGGUACAAGACAGGCAUGUAUGUUUCUCCCCACAUCUCCAGCUUCCGCGAGAGAAUCACUAUCAAUGGGGAAAUGAUUUCGGAGGAUGAUGUUGUGAAGUAUCUGGACCGCAUCAACCAGAUCGAGCCUUCCCUUCCGACCUCUCUUACUUUUUUCGAGAGUGUGACCGGGAUGGCGUUCGACUAUUUCAAAGAAAAGCAAGUGGACGUGGCUGUGGUGGAAGUGGGGCUGGGUGGUCGUCUGGACUCUACCAACAUCAUCACUCCCGAGCUGAGCGUCAUUACGUCGAUUGGACUCGAUCAUCAAGGAAUUCUGGGAAACACCAUUACCGACAUUGCUCGAGAGAAAGCGGGCAUCAUCAAGGAUGGCGUUCCCGUGGUUGUGGGGCCGAACUGCCCGCACCAGCAAAUCUACUCCAUCGCUGGAAGCCAUCACUCUCUCUAUGUCCCCGUCGUCGUAGAAGACUACCAGCAUCAAACGUAUGACGUCAUCAACACGGCGAUCGCUCGCCAGGCGCUCAAAACGCUCAACGAAACCUCCCGCGGAAAGUUCCAAAUCCCCGCGGAUAUCAUCGAGUCGGCGACGACCACCCGCCCAAUCUGCCGUUUCGAGGAAUUCGAUCUUCGGAACUCGCGCGGUGAGUCGAUUCGCGUCGUUUUGGACGUUUGUCACAACCAGCCCGGAUUUGACGCGAUGUGGGCGACGAUGGCGAAGGUAUACGGAAAUCGAACGCUGCGCGUAGGGGGUUGGUGA
This is a messenger RNA of Blastocystis hominis, 986 nucleotides long. RefSeq lists its product as hypothetical. The transcript is spliced from 3 exons. Gene Ontology annotation, biological process: folic acid-containing compound biosynthetic process. Lineage: Eukaryota; Bigyra; Opalinata; Blastocystidae. Gene Ontology annotation, cellular component: cytosol; cytoplasm; mitochondrion. Bases 114 to 986 code for a protein of 290 amino acids. Gene Ontology annotation, molecular function: ATP binding; tetrahydrofolylpolyglutamate synthase activity; dihydrofolate synthase activity. The record is from RefSeq and is a predicted model, not a curated record.